This is a messenger RNA of Crotalus tigris (Tiger rattlesnake), 3624 nucleotides long. RefSeq names its product GTPase IMAP family member 4-like. Gene Ontology annotation, molecular function: GTP binding. The record is from RefSeq and is a predicted model, not a curated record. Lineage: Eukaryota; Metazoa; Chordata; Lepidosauria; Squamata; Viperidae. The coding region runs from base 1487 to 2299 and encodes 270 amino acids. The transcript is spliced from 2 exons.
AGGCCAUCUAGUCCAGCCCUCUGCUCGAGCAGGAGCCCCCCCCGCCAGAUUCACAGAGUGGGGAAGGGGCCUCGGAGGGCAUCUAGUCCAGCCCCCUGCUCAAGCAGGAGCCCCCGCCAGAUUCACAGAGUGGGGAAGGGGCCUCAGAGGCCAUCUAGUCCAGCCCCCUGCUCAAGCAGGAGCCCCCCCCGCCAGAUUCACAGAGUGGGGAAGGGACCUCGGAGGCCAUCUAGUCCAGCCCCCUGCUCGAGCAGGAGCCCCCCUGCCAGAUUCACAGAGUGGGGAAGGGACCUCGGAGGGCAUCUAGUCCAGCCCCCUGCUCGAGCAGGAGCCCCCGCCAGAACCCACAGAGUGGGGAAGGGACCUCGGAGGCCAUCUAGUCCAGCCCCCUGCUCGAACAGGAGCCCCCACCAGAUUCACCGAGUGGGGAAGGGACCUCGGAGGCCAUCUAGUCCAGCCCCCAGCUCAAACAGAAGACCCCCUACCCUUGCUGACACUCUCCCUCUCUCCCUCCCUCCUCCCACCACCUCUCCGGCUCAGCUGCUACCGUCUCAGACAAGUGACUGUCUUGUCUCUUCUUCAAAAAACGUCCAGUGAUGGAGCGCCCACGAUUUCUGGUGGCAAGCAGUUCCGCCGCUGAAUCGUCCUCCCCGUCAGGAACUCUCUCCUUCAUUCCAGGUUGCUUCUCUCCUUGGUCAAUUUCCCACCGGGCUUUCUUCUCCCGCCCUCCGGUGCUUUGGAGAAUCCUUUCGAACUCUGCUCUUCUGUGACUCCGUAAGGGUCUCCCGCUUCGGCAGGGGGUUGGACUAGAUGACCUCCAAAGGUCCCUUCCGGCUUUUUUUCUGAUUGAUUGGUGGAGGCAGGCUGGCACUGAAGCGGGAUGCGGCUGAAGGCUGGCGUUUGGGGAUCAAUUCCCACCUUUCCCGAAGCCCCAAAGCGCGGGGGAGGGGAAAGGAGGGAUCGGGAUGACUCCGCCUCAAGUCUGUGGGGAGGGGCUGGAGGGAUCGCUUUUAAUCCCUCUCUCUCCAAUCGCUGCCUGUGUCUUCUGGAGGGGGGUGUCCCUGUCCAUCUCCGAGCCGGACAAGCCUCAAGUCUGUGGGGAGGGCGUGGAGGGAUCGCUUUUAAUCCCUCUCUCUCCAAUCGCUGCCUGUGUCUUCUGGAGGGAGUGGGGGCCCUGUCCAUCUCUGAGCCGGGCAAGCCUCAAGUCUGUGGGGAGGGCGUGGAGGGAUCGCUUUUAAUCCCUCUCUCUCCAAUCUCUGCCUGUGUCUUCUGGAGGGAGGGGGGGCUGUCCAUCUCUGAGCCCGGCAAGCCUCAAGUCUGUGGGGAGGGCAUGGAGGGAUCGCUUUUAUUCCCUCUCUCUCCAAUCACUGCCUGUGUCUUCUGAAGGGAGUGGGGGGCCUGUCCAUCUCCGAACCAGGCAAGCCUCAAGUCUGUGGGGAGGGCGUGGAGGGAUCACUUUUAAUCCCUCUCUCUCCAAUCUCUGCCUAUGUCUUCUGAAGGGAGGGUGGGCCCUGUCCAUCUCCGAACCGGGCAAGUCUCUCCUUUGGCUGAGUCUGUUUCGCUUUUUUCCUCCAGAAAGAUCGUGAUUUGUCCUGUGGGAAUCUUCUGGAAUCUUCUGGAAAUGGCUGGAAUCACCGAAAGGCCCGAACGGAGGAUCGUCCUGGUGGGUAAAACCGGGAACGGGAAAAGCGCGACGGGAAACACCAUCCUGGGAAGAAAAGACUUCCGUGCGGUGGCGUCGCCGAAGUCCGUCACGAAGUGUUGCGAAAAGAAUGAGGCGUCGUGGACCGGCGGUAAGAUUGUGGUGGUCGACACGCCGGGCUUUUUCGACACUGAGGUUCCGGCGCACAAAACGGCGAAGGAAGUGAAGAAGUGCGUGAAGAUGUGCGCCCCAGGCCCGCACGUCAUCGUGCAGGUGAUUCGUCCGUGCCGCUUCUCCCAGGAGGAGAAGGACGUGGCUAAGCUGAUCAAGGAGAUCUUCAAACUCAACGCCAAGCAUUACAUGAUCCUCUUGUUCUCCCGGAAAGAGGACCUGGAAGGGAAAACUCCGGAGCAAUUCCUCUCGGAGGAUGAUUCCUCUCUUCGGGAUCAAGUCUCCGAAUGCGGGUCCCGGAUCCUGGCUUUCAACAACAAGGCCGAAGGGAAAGAACGAGAGACCCAGAUGGAUCAGCUGAUGAGCAUGAUUGAUCAGCUGGUGUUCAUGAACCGCGAAGCGCCGUAUUACACGGAAGACAUGAUGAAGAAGGACGAAGAGGAGUAUAAGACAAAGAAGAAUUUCUUCUGGUGCUCUCUUCUCUAAAAAAAAAAACACCCCAAAGUCUUCCUACUCGAUCCUUUGCUCUCGGGGGGCAGCUCUCCCACAGGCCACAGCCCUGCGUUUCCUCCCUUUUGUUCCGUUCGAAUCCAGCUCUCGCCGGGAGACCUCCGACGAACCCGAGUCGUGGCGGAAUCACCCCGAGCCACUUCCUCCUCCCGAGAAGCCGAUUUCUCCCCCCAGGAUGACGGACUUUCUUCAAUAACCUGCCCCCACACCCGUGUCUGCCGGCUCCACAGCCUCAUUCCCUACCAGCUUGGACCCUUUGGAAAGACACUCUCUUUCGUGCUUCCCGUCUCUCAAUCCUUCGAGGGAGACCAGGCCAGGAAACCACCAACACAAGAAAUAUUAGAGCUGGAUUUUAUUGGGAUAAAUGACAGCAGCAUCUCCCCUUCACUCUCGCUGGCACCAAAGCGCAUCAAGGCAGGACAGCCUUGAGGUUCUUUCUCACCCGUUCCUGUUUUCCUGGGGCGAAUCCCUGUUUUCCUCCAUGUUUUCUUUGGGGCUUCCCCAUCUGUCAAUCCUUCGAGGCAGACCAGGCCGACAAACCACCGACACAAGAAAUAGUAGACUUUGUCGGUACUGAUUAUAGUAGCAGAAUCUUGAAAAUAUCUCCUGUUUGCUCCCACUGGCACCAAAGAGCAUCAAGGAAGGACAGCCUUGAGGUUCUUUCUCCCCCAUUCCUGUUUUCCUGGGGCGAAUCCCUGUUUUCCUCCAUGUUUUCUUUGGGGCUUCCCCAUCUGUCAAUCCUUCGAGGCAGACCAGGCCGAGAAACCACCGACACAAGAAAUAGUAGAUUUUGUCGGUACUGAUUAUAGUAGCAGAAUCUUGAAAAUGUCUCCCGUUUGCUCCCGCUGGCACCAAAGAGCAUCAAGGCAGGACAGCCUUGAGGUUCUUUCUCCCCCGUUCCUGUUUUCCUGGGGCGAAUCCCUGUUUUCCUCCAUGUUUUCUUUGGGGCUUCCCCAUCUGUCAAUCUUUCGAGGCAGACCGGGCUGACAAACCACCGACACAAGAAAUAGUAGACUUUGUCGGUACCGAUUAUAGUAGCAGAAUCUUGAAAGCGUCUCCCCGUCGCUCCCGCUGGCACCAAAGCACCUCAAGGCCGGGCAGCCUUGGGGUUCUUGCUCACCUGUUCCUGUUUUCCCGGGGUGAAUUCACAUUUUCCUUAUACAGGUGCCGCCCGUUUCCUGAAAGGCCGUCUCUGUACUUUUCCACACCGCCUUCCAAUGGUGAAUCUGGACUCACGAGGGAAAUCCUAUCAGUUCUUCUUAUGAAAACCUUUUUAUUAAAUCUCCUCCUCGCUUUGGAAA